Capsella rubella is the source of this 539-nucleotide messenger RNA. RefSeq lists its product as uncharacterized. The record is from RefSeq and is a predicted model, not a curated record. NCBI's taxonomy places the organism in Eukaryota, Viridiplantae, Streptophyta, Magnoliopsida, Brassicales, Brassicaceae. The transcript has a single exon. The coding region runs from base 46 to 411 and encodes 121 amino acids.
UGUUAAGCUUAAUUCCGGUGGUUUAUAAGGGCUAAGUCAUUUUUAAUGAUCAUUUUUACAGAGAAUCAAGUGAAUAUCAAAGUCAAAGAGAUGGGAAGCAAGAAUUCGAAAGGCUCUUCUACAACCAACCCGAAAGAUGAGAUUGUGGUUGCGCCUCGGCCUCAGCAGCAGCCGCAAUCACCGCUAUUGAUCCGGAAAUCGCAACCGCAACAGCCAUUACCACCAGCUUCAUCAGAGAUGCCGCUUCUCUAUCCGUGUUACAAAAGAGAAGACUAUGAGAAAAUGAGCGAAGAGAAAAUCGAUAUGCUCCUAGCGACUUACGGAAUCAUGACAGUGCCCGGCGAUUUGGCUUACAAGAGAGAAUUUGCUUUCAAGACCUUCGGUUGGGAUCAUAACAAGAAAAUGCCAUGAAUCUGUAAGUCUGACCAGAUAUAUUUUGGCGAUUUAAUUGUUGUAAAGUGUAAACAGUCACCCCAAAUCGUAACAAGUAACAACUACUUGUAUAUAUGAUGAAGCUAACGUUUUAUGACUGGACCAAA